AUGUCGACAUCUGCGCCAUCGGCCAAGCGCCAGCAAGAUCUUCAAGUGCAAUACAGCAACUACAAGAACACAUUGCAGCAAAUCGCUCAGAAAAUUGGCGAUGUGGAGCAAGAAGCAGAAGAGCAUAAGCUUGUUCUAGAGACCCUGGGACCUCUGCCGGAGGAUCGCAAGUGUUUUCGUCUCAUCAACGGCGUUCUGGUGGAGAGGACGGUGAAGGAGGUUGUGCCUGCCCUGAAGACCAACGCCGAUGGGCUGAAGAAAGUUCUGGAGGAUCUGGUCAAGCAGUACAAGUCUCGGGAGGAGGAGCUGGAAAAGUGGAAGAAGAAGAACAACGUUCAAGUUGUCCAGUCCUGA
Molecule: messenger RNA, 354 nt
Organism: Thyridium curvatum
Lineage: Eukaryota; Fungi; Ascomycota; Sordariomycetes; Thyridiales; Thyridiaceae
Exons: 4
Coding region: 1-354 (117 amino acids)
Biological process (GO): protein folding
Cellular component (GO): cytoplasm; prefoldin complex
Molecular function (GO): protein folding chaperone
Source: RefSeq, a predicted model, not a curated record